Molecule: messenger RNA, 1553 nt
Organism: Eremomyces bilateralis CBS 781.70
Lineage: Eukaryota; Fungi; Ascomycota; Dothideomycetes; Eremomycetales; Eremomycetaceae
Exons: 2
Coding region: 354-1496 (380 amino acids)
Molecular function (GO): hydrolase activity
Source: RefSeq, a predicted model, not a curated record
UGACGACUUCAACUCUGGUGCUUGUUCGAAAAAGGCUUGAUUUCAGAUCAUCUACAGGCCAAGUAUGAAUUCAGUAAUCAUUGAAAGUGCCCGUAUUGAAUUCUGAACAGUGGGGCUUCGUAAGGACUAGCGAAGCAGAUGCCUUCUUCCGUAAAUCAGAUUCACCUUCCGCCGAACGAUAAUGGACGAUGUAACCUGGAGUGGCUCUUCCUGAACUCACAUACAUACAAUUCGGAGAUCUGCCAGGUUUCGAGGUAGCGGAGAAUAAUCGAGGAAUUACUGAUAGUUACCUUAUCUAACAGCAGUCUAAGGUGUCCAAUCCACCCAGCCUACAGCGAACGGAUGGGCUGGAAAUGCUUCCCACUCUGAUCCUCGACUCCCAUAUCCACCUAUGGCCUUCCCACGCGGCCUCCCCACUCCCUCACCCCUGGAUGGAACCCCCAUCAUCGGACGCCAAACAUAUACUGGCCUUUCCAGCCACCAUUGCAGAGUACCGCUCUGUUAGCAAGGCACAAUCGACGUCCGACUCGUCGUACAUCGUCGUCGGCGCCAUAUACAUAGAAACGGAUAGAACUGAAGGCCCCAGGGGUCUGCCAGACGACAACAUUGAUGGCUGGGCGACGGAGAAGCUUGCCGAGAUUGCCGAUGUGAGGGCAAUGAUUGAGCUCGAAGAGGAGGAAGCCGGUAGUGGCAACGGGACAGUGCAAGGAAUGGUCAUUUGGGGACCGAUGGAUCGUGGAGAAGAGGUCAUGCGUGAUUACUUGGAACGAGCGAAACUGAUUUCAGGAGAGCGGCUAUGGGGGAAAGUCUGUGGAGUACGGUUGCUGCUCCAAGCCGCCACCGAGCCGGAAGCCCUGCAGCGGAUGCAGACUGACAGGGGGAGUUUUGAAAGUUCUCUGUUAGAACUUGGAAGGCAGGGGCUGGCUUUCGAUAUAGGCGUCGAUUCGAGGAGUGUCGGUGUCUGGCAGAUGGAAAUGGUCGUCGAGAUGAUGAGGAAAGUCAAUGCGGCAGCUGAAAAGGGAGGAGAGAAGAGGGUGACGUUCGUAUUGAACCAUCUGUGCAAAGCUGAUAUGGAAAACAGCGCGGAAGAAUGGGAUAAGGAGGACCAGGCGUUCCAAAAAUGGAGCAAAUUCAUGCGCGCUUUUGCAGCAUUCCUCAACACGUACCUGAAGUUAUCGGGCGCCUUUUCUGACAUGCGACCACAAGACGCCCAGAAUAUACAGCCGGCCCAGAUUAUGUCCCAUAUGAAGCCGUGGUUAGAUGUCAUAUUUGACUCCUUCAGACCGCGAAGGAUUAUGUUCGGCAGUGACUGGCCUGUCUGCACCGUCCGAGGACCAGGAUUGGAACAGUCCUGGCGGCACCGGAGGAAUGUGGUGGAACUGAUUGUCGAGCGAUACACUGCCUCCGAGAACGAAAGGGAAAAAAUAUGGAUCGGCACAGCUACUGAAGCAUAUCGCCUGAAAAAUGAUUCUUGGCUUGAAAAGACUAAUCCGUGACAGUCUUACACUUAUUGAAGGUUGACAAAUAGUCCUCCAUCUACAAGAAGUUGUGCU